AUGGAGGGGGCUUCGAAUGCGGAAGCUCGGGUGGAGUUUGGGAGGAUCGGGCAGCUGAAUCUCCUCUACACCCCAUUGCCAGGCAUUGUGACUCUUCAGUUGAAGGACGUGGAUAUUCGAAUUCGGCCAAAUUUUACGGGUUUUGCACUGAGGAAGUUGACCGAGACACUGCAGGAGUUGGGGGAGAUUGGGGCUUUGGAAGAACGCCCUUUGGGGCCUUCUGUUGUCUCUACAGGCCCCCCACCCGGUGCAUGCAUUCUCUCCAAUGCAUGCAUGCAUCCAAGUGCAUGCAUGCCCCCCUAUGCAUGCACAAUAGCAAACACACCCCCCAAACACAACACACACUCGAGGCUCGUCCCCCCGUGCCGCGUGCCUAAGCCGCCCCCAGUGGUUCGGCGAGCGGAGUUUGUAGGGUCUUCCCCUGCCUCUUCUUUUUAUCAGCAGCCUGUUCAGGGAGAGUGGCUAGCUCAGGGAUCUGCUGCUGCUGCUGCUGCUACUUCUGCUGCUGCUGCGGCUGCUGCCGCUGCGGCUGCUGCUGCGAGGGAGGCAGCUGACGACUGCUGGGCCCGUGUGUGGGGAGAAGAUUCUCUGCUGUCUCCUUGUCUCUCGCUUCUGUCUCCAACGCAAAGGCAAACACAGCAAAUGUUUGGUGCAGGAGACAAAAAUAUAUACGGACACCCUGCUACUCCAGUAGCAGAGACCCUCGAUUUCGAUCACCUUAAACACAUUCAGUUGCCGUCUAUCACUCUCGAUGCUGCUGCUGCAGCACAGAAGCUGUUGCCUCCUGGGAGGGCCUUCCCUACCUCCUUUGCCUCUCUCUCUUCUUCCCGGCCGGCGGUCUCCCCAACUCAGCCGCUGCUGCAUACGCCUGUGUCUGCGCAACGCGAGACAAAUCGAUUCAACUCCACACCGGUGCAGCAGCAAACUCAGCAGCAGCCACAGCGGCCCCAGCAACUGCAGCAGCAAACUCAGCAGCUGUCACAGCAGCCUCAGCAGCAGCUGCAGCAACUGCAGCAACCAUUUUCCCCUCAGUGCUCGCCACAUCCUAUAGGACCUUCUUAUAGUGUGUACACCCAAAGAAGUUCGUAUGCAAAUAUGCAUUUGCAAGCUGCCUACCCCUACAUUCCAGCUUCGCCUUCAAACCCUCAUGCUCAGAUGCAGCAGCAGCAACUGCAGGAGCAGCAGCAAUUCCAGCAGCAGCAAGUGCAGCAGCAGCAGCAGCAGUAUGGGCUCUCCAUGGGCUCCUCUGGACAUUCUCCGAGUGUCUGUACACCGCAGUACUCCCCUGCAUUAAGGGCCAACUUCACUUCAAACCCUCACUUCAUCCCCUACCCUCAAGGAGGAGCCCCACUGCAGUUGACUAACUCCAUGGCAGCGCAUGCUGCAGCUAGCAGCAGCAGCACAGCAGCAGCACAAGCAGGCUCUCAACCAGCCGUUUUGGUCUCUGCUAAUGCAGCCCCCCAGCCACAGCCUGGGGGGAUUUAUACUUUGCCCUCGCAACAGCUACAGCAACAGCAGCGGCAGCAACAGCUGCUGCAGCAGAGACAAAACUCGGCUUCUGCAGGUGCCUCUAAGGGCCGGCAGUAG
This is a messenger RNA of Eimeria acervulina, 1587 nucleotides long. RefSeq lists its product as hypothetical. NCBI's taxonomy places the organism in Eukaryota, Apicomplexa, Conoidasida, Eucoccidiorida, Eimeriidae. Bases 1 to 1587 code for a protein of 528 amino acids. The transcript has 5 exons. The record is from RefSeq and is a predicted model, not a curated record.